This is a messenger RNA of Anneissia japonica, 981 nucleotides long. RefSeq names its product semaphorin-1A-like. The transcript has a single exon. Gene Ontology annotation, molecular function: semaphorin receptor binding; chemorepellent activity. Lineage: Eukaryota; Metazoa; Echinodermata; Crinoidea; Comatulida; Comatulidae. The record is from RefSeq and is a predicted model, not a curated record. The annotation marks the transcript as partial. Gene Ontology annotation, biological process: positive regulation of cell migration; axon guidance; semaphorin-plexin signaling pathway.
AUGCGAGUGGUGAAGGAGUGGCGAACUCUGUUCGUGGGCGCGAACAACUCGGCGUUCGUGUUCGAUCUCAAUCAAACUCUAGAAUACUCGACGGCUACGAAGUUAGACUGGAUGGCGGACUCGGUCGCCAAGAAGAAGUGCAGAUUGAAAGGGAAGGAAGAACACGACUGCCAGAACUACGUGAAAAUCGUAACUCUGGAUUUAACGAACGGUCGAGUGUUGAUAUGCGGAACCAACGCUCAGAAACCGAAGUGCAUUCAUGCCGAGAUGUCGAACUUGGAGAGUGGUUGGAGAAGGAACGGUCUGUACAAUUGUCCGUUCGCCGUCGACCAAAAAGUAACGUCCGUCUUCGCCGAGGGUAGCCUGUACGCCGGGACGGUCGCCGAUUUCAACGGCAGGGAUUCCGUACUGACGAGGUCGAUGGGCAACGCCGUUCCUCUCAUAACCAAGAGGCACGAUUCGUUGUGGCUGAAUCACCCGAAAUUCGUCGGUUCGUUUGUAGAGGGAAAAGAAGUGUUUUUCUUCUUCCAAGAAGUUUCCGUAGAAAACUGCGAGAAGAUUUACCGUUCGCGAAUCGCCCGCGUUUGCACCGACGACAAGGGAGGCAGAACGUUACUGGACUCAAGUUGGACGACUUUUCUGAAGGCGCGACUCGACUGUUCGUUCCGAGGGGAAUUUCCGUUUCGCUUCAACUACCUGCAGGACGUCGUGCGGACCGUCCGCGGAGGAAAGGUCUUCUACUACGCAGUUUUCACGACGGGGGAACACGAAAUACCCGCCUCGGCCAUCUGCCGUUUCGGCCUCGACGACAUAAGGGACAACUUCGAAAGAGGUCCGUUCUUGCGACCGACGGCGCCUUGGGGACGCAUCCCGGACGAGGACGUUCCGGACAACAGACCGGGCGAUUGUUCGGUCGACUCGACUUUACUCUCGUACGAAGAUCUAAACUUCGUGAAAUCCCACCCGUCGCUGUACGAACCG